Molecule: messenger RNA, 927 nt
Organism: Papilio machaon (common yellow swallowtail)
Lineage: Eukaryota; Metazoa; Arthropoda; Insecta; Lepidoptera; Papilionidae
Gene: RpL6
Product: 60S ribosomal protein L6
Exons: 6
Coding region: 76-897 (273 amino acids)
Biological process (GO): cytoplasmic translation; ribosomal large subunit assembly
Cellular component (GO): cytosolic large ribosomal subunit; ribosome
Molecular function (GO): RNA binding; structural constituent of ribosome
Source: RefSeq, a predicted model, not a curated record
UCACAAUGUAACCACUAACCAUAGAUAUUGACAUCUGUGUCAAAUUCUUUUUCUUGAUCCCGGUUCUAAUAUCAAAUGGCUCCACCGAAGCCCAAGGAGGUGGCCAAGGCGCCUGCAGCGCCUGCUGGCGGAGUCGCGAAGAAGCCUAAAUUUGGCGUACCGAGGAAUUAUGAUUUGGGCAAUGGAGUUGUCCGUUUCUCCAAGACUAAAAUGUUCCACAAGAAGGCCAAGUACAAGUUCAUUGGUAAGAAAAACCCAAAGGCUGAAAAGCCCAAGAAACCCACAGUGGUGGUUAAGCAAAUCGGCGGUGAGAAGAAUGGUGGGACUCGUACAGUGCUUCUGCGCCGCAGGAAAUCUUUCUACCCCACUCAGGACAAGAUCACUACUCGCUCCCACCACAAGACUUUCAGCAAACAUGUACGCCGGACCAGGCCGAACCUGACGGUCGGUACGGUGUGCAUCUUGCUGGCUGGUCGGCACGCGGGCAAGCGCGUCGUACUCGUUGGUGUGCUGCCCAGCGGCCUGCUGCUUAUUACUGGACCUUUUGCUUUCAACUCGUGCCCGCUGCGCCGCAUCCCUCAGCGCUAUGUGAUCGGCACCUCAACGAAGGUGGAUCUGGGCGACUUCAAGCUGCCCAAGCACCUCAAUGACGAUUACUUCAAGAAGAACAAGAAGAGCACCAAGCGCAGCGUUAAGCGCAAGGAGGGCGAGGAUAUAUUCGCUAGCAAAAAGGAGAAAUACGUUCCAUCAGAGCAGAGGAAGGCCGACCAGAAGUCGGUUGACGAAGCAGUCAUCAAGGCAAUCGGUUUACGCGCUGACAAGAAGCUGCUGCGUGGGUAUCUGAGGUCCGCGUUCGGUCUGCGCUCCAGUCAGUACCCGCACAGGAUGUGCUUCUAGAUGUAGGCCACAAUAAAAUAUAACACAAGA